AGUUCGUCCAUGCUUUUCGCCGGCGAAAUUUAUGCUGGACAAAGUGAUCAAAAUAUUGGAUUUUUUGUAUCUUCCUUGGACUAUUUUGUGAUUUCAUUACAUUCAAGUGCUUGCCACCAUCAUAACGAUGUCAAGUGAAGACACCCAGAAGAGUUCUGAGGGAGGUGACUCAAAGAUCUCAAUCCCUAUUUCUACUCCAAGUGCUACUCCAAGUAGUGGCCAGAAAUCAGCCCAGCCUAUGAAACCUAAUUACACAUUGAAGCUGACUCUAGCUGGGCAUACAAAAGCAGUUUCGUCUGUAAAAUUCAGCCCUAAUGGAGAAUGGCUUGCUAGUUCUUCUGCAGACAAGCUUAUCAAAAUCUGGGGUGCAUAUGAUGGAAAAUUUGAAAAAACUGUAAUGGGACACAAAUUGGGAAUCUCUGAUGUUGCCUGGUCUACAGACAGUAAGUUAUUGGUCAGUGCCUCUGAUGAUAAAACACUCAAAAUUUGGGAACUAGCAUCGGGCAAGUGUUUGAAAACUUUAAAAGGACACAGUAACUACGUCUUCUGUUGUAACUUUAACCCACAGUCAAAUCUAAUCGUCUCGGGUUCAUUUGAUGAAAGUGUUCGUAUCUGGGAUGUGAAGACCGGUAAAUGUUUGAAGACACUACCUGCUCACUCUGACCCUGUUACUGCAGUUCACUUCAACAGAGAUGGCUCACUCAUAGUAUCAAGUAGUUACGAUGGACUCUGUCGGAUAUGGGAUACAGCCUCGGGUCAAUGUUUAAAGACAUUGAUAGAUGAUGACAAUCCUCCAGUGUCGUUUGUCAAGUUUUCACCAAAUGGAAAAUAUAUUCUCGCUGCCACCUUAGACAACACAUUGAAGUUGUGGGACUACAGUAAAGGCAAGUGCCUCAAGACCUACACUGGACACAAAAAUGAAAAAUACUGCAUAUUCGCCAACUUUUCAGUCACUGGUGGAAAGUGGAUCGUAUCUGGCUCUGAGGACAACAUGGUGUUUAUAUGGAAUUUACAGACAAAGGAAGUAGUGCAAAAGUUACAAGGGCACACAGACGUUGUGUUAUGCUGUGCCUGUCAUCCAUCAGAAAACAUCAUUGCAUCAGCAGCGCUGGAAAACGAUAAAACGAUUAAACUCUGGCGGAGUGACGUGUAGGACUGUGGCACUGUGCAAAAACAACCAAAAUUCGUAUGUGAGAACAGUAUUGAAAGAACUGUGAGAGGUGUUGAUUGUUCAGAAUUCAUGGUGGUUACCUCCAGUGCAACAAUAUGCAUUGCAAAAUUAACUGAAAGAUAGAUGAACUUCUCCACAAAGCUGUUCUGGGCUGAAUGUGAUCGCUAGUACUCACUGAUCUGGAAAGGAAAUUGGAGAAUGGCAGGACUGUGCCGCCUCGGACUUCGUUGUGUACAAAGGCUAUGAAAGGAAUACUUCCGAGGGUUCAGAAUGGGCAAAACCCUGACACAAAUCUAAUGACUUAACUGAUACUUGGAAGACAAUAAUGUCUCUAGUGUCCAGAACAUAUCUGAGGACAUUGCUCCUGCAUUUCUUUUUGGUAUCACUGUUUAAAAUCAUUAUAACAGGUCUAUCUAUAGGUAGACAGGAGACACUGUCAUUGUCUUUAGUCAAGUGAUGGAUUUGUCAUUCUAAAGACUUCAGAGCAGCCGGUGUUUUUCAGUUGCUGAGCCUAUCAAUGUUUAGGGUUGAACAAGUGAGCAUUUAAUGUACUAUUGUUCAAGGUGGGGAGAAUUCAUAUAACUCCCACAAGACUUCUGUGGACCCGUUACUACACUUUAAUAGAGAAUUUUUUUGUAAACUUUUCAGUAUCCCUUUACCUGAACAAAAUUGGUCUGGAAAAGUAUUGAUUGUUUCUUUAAUCUGCAUUUAGUUUGGAAGAAAUUUUGCAUUCUUGCAGGAGCAUUACAUGUACUUAGCUAAACAGUGUUGGUUAAGCACAAUUUCAUACCAAGAAAUAGACUACCUUAGUUAGUACAUAUUCUCUAGAUUAAUCUGUGUUGUCCAAGAUGUGAGAACAAUUGCAUUUCUUUUCAUGUGCUGUAAAUAUAUCAUUAAUAUCACUUCUUUUAUAUCAUGGGAAUUUGUAAAAAAACUUGUAUUGGGAAUA
Lineus longissimus is the source of this 2120-nucleotide messenger RNA. RefSeq names its product WD repeat-containing protein 5. Gene Ontology annotation, cellular component: Set1C/COMPASS complex. Lineage: Eukaryota; Metazoa; Nemertea; Pilidiophora; Heteronemertea; Lineidae. The transcript is spliced from 13 exons. Gene Ontology annotation, molecular function: histone binding. Bases 128 to 1153 code for a protein of 341 amino acids. The record is from RefSeq and is a predicted model, not a curated record.